AUGUUGGUCAAAGGGGCAUCCAACUAUUAUCUGCCAGGAGACUACCUGAUCAGUGGCAUCAUUUCUUCACAAUAUUUUUGGUAUCAGCAAACCUAUGGCUUUUAUGAGUCACCAGGCAAGCAGGGGGAGAGUUCCUCAUUUCUAGGGUACUGGUACAUGUUGUCCUUCGCGUUUUCUAUCCAUGAAGUCAACCAGAAUCCCAGCCUCUUACCCAACAUCAGCCUGGGCUAUGACAUCUUUGAGAGCCAUUUUGAUGCCAGAACGACUUCCUAUGCCAUGCUUGGCGUGCCUGCUGGUGGAAAACGCCACCUUCCAAACUUUUAUUGUGGUAAGAAGAACCUGUUGGCCAUUCUUGAAGGAACUGAAUCGGACAUCUCAUCUCUUAUUUCGGCCAUGUCAGGCAUCUACAAGAUUCCUCAGGUGGUGCCUCGUUCCAGGUGUGUAGAGAGCUGUCACCCUGGUUCUGCCAAGGAGACUCAGGAAGGGAAGCUGCCCUGCUGCUAUGCUUGUGCCCCGUGUGCAGAAGGGACCGUCUCCACUCAGGAAGAUACAGAGCAGUGCAGAAGGUGUUCUGAAGAUCAGCACCCAAACAAGAACCGAGAUCAUUGUGUCCCCAAGAGAAUUACCUUCCUUUCCUAUGAGGAACCUUUGGGGAUUCUCCUGGCUUCCUUAGCCCUAAUAUGGCUUUUCAGCUCAGGCAUUACAUUUGGAAUCUUCAUUAAAUUCCGACAGACUCCAGUCAUCAAAGCCAACAACAGGAACCUCUCCUACAUUCUCCUCGUCUCCCUCCUGCUUUCCUUCCUGUCUUCCUUCCUGUUCAUCGGACAGCCAAGCAAAAUGACUUGCCUGCUCCAACAAACAGCCUUCAGCAUUAUCUUCUCAGUUGCCACCUUGAGUGUUUUGGCCAAAACCAUCACUGUGGUGCUGGCCUUCCUGGCCACCAAGCCAGGGAACAGGGUGAAGAGAUGGCUGGGGAAGAGUUUGGCCUACUCCAUUGUCAUUUCAUCUUCCAGUGUCCAGGUCAUUAUCUGCUCCAUCUGGCUGUGCAUCUCUCCACCCUUCCCAGAUGCUGACAUGCACUCACAGCCAGGACAAGUCCUCCUGCAGUGCAAUGAAGGGUCUGUGGCCUUGUUCUACACUGCUCUCAGCUACAUGGGCUUGCAGGCUGCCAUCUGCUUCAUUGUGGCUUUCCUGGCCAGGAAGCUGUCGGGAGCCUUCAAUGAAGCCAAGCUGAUCACCUUCAGCAUGCUGGUCUUCUGCAGUGUCUGGGUGUCCUUUGUACCCUCUUACCUCAGCACCAAGGGGAAGUACAUUGUUGCUGUGCAGGUCUUCUCCAUCUUGGCCUCCAGUAUUGGGCUGCUGGGUUGCAUCUUUCUUCCCAAGUGCUACAUCAUUGUCCUGAGGCCUGAUCUGAAUACAAAGGAACAUCUCAUGAUCAAAACCAAAGAAACCUUCUGA
Varanus komodoensis (Komodo dragon) is the source of this 1458-nucleotide messenger RNA. Its product is annotated as vomeronasal type-2 receptor 26-like. Gene Ontology annotation, cellular component: membrane. Gene Ontology annotation, biological process: G protein-coupled receptor signaling pathway. The record is from RefSeq and is a predicted model, not a curated record. NCBI's taxonomy places the organism in Eukaryota, Metazoa, Chordata, Lepidosauria, Squamata, Varanidae. Gene Ontology annotation, molecular function: G protein-coupled receptor activity. The transcript is spliced from 4 exons. Bases 1 to 1458 code for a protein of 485 amino acids.